This is a messenger RNA of Symbiodinium sp. CCMP2456, 1311 nucleotides long. NCBI's taxonomy places the organism in Eukaryota, Dinophyceae, Suessiales, Symbiodiniaceae. The record is from the annotation of a GenBank genome assembly.
AUGUUGGUCCAAGGUCCGGGCAGUCGGCGUUGGAGCUCGCUCGCGAACGCGGCCGAGAGUCGGCGUUCCGAGGCAUUGAAGCAUCCCGCAACCGUUACUCAUGUGCUUGAACACUUGUCAGGCCUGCAACAGCUGGCUGCGGCGGUUGCGGCGGCGGCGGGAACUGCGCCAACAACAACUUCGGCAGACACGACCCCCACCACCUUUCCCAACCCAGCACCAGCCACGGCAAGCUCAGUUCCGGCCCCACAUAGGGGCAGAAAUGGUGACUUCCGCACUUUGCCGGCUCCUGCAUGGCAGCGGCUGUACCAAGAUUUCGUGCCAAUCAGCCUUCCGCCAACCUCAACCCAGUUCCCCACAGCAAAGAGUGCUGUGGGGCCUGCCCCAGACUUCGCUGCCUGCGACUUCCGCACUUUGCCGGCUCGCGCAUGGCAGCUGUUGUACCAAGGUUUCGUGCCAAUCAGCCUUCCACCAACCAAGCUCCCCGCAGCAAAAAGUGCUGUGGGGCCUGCCCCAGACUUCGCUGCUUGCGACUUCCGCACUUUACCGGCUCCUGCAUGGCAGCGGCUGUACCAAGAUUUCGUGCCAAUCAGCCUUCCACCAACCUCAACCGAGUUCCCCGUGGCAAAGAAUGCUGCGGGGCCUGCCCCAGACUUCGCUGCCUGCGACUUCCGCACUUUACCGGCUCCCGCAUGGCAGCUGUUGUACCAAGAUUUCGUGCCAAUCACACUUUCACCAAGCAAGCUCCCCCAGACAGAGUCUAGCACAGAAGCUGCAGUGGUUGCGGCACAGCAUGCGCAGCCCAGUCAGCUGCCACUAGGCUCACAGGAAGAGUCCGAAGAGUCAGAGGAGGAGACUGAGGACGAAAUCGAUGCCCAUGCCUCUCCAGAGCUAGGCCUCAGACGAACGUCGCGCAUGGAAGAUCCCUGGAGGCCGGCGCUGCGAUGGCUUUGCUCCGUCAUCGACUCGCGGCUGAAGGUUCCCUUGCCGCCUGCACACGCGCGGCAAGUUCGAGGGCUGCUGCCGCUAGGUGGCCUGGACGCAGAGAAACUCUCCGUGCAAGACCUGAGCGAUGGACGGCUGCUUUGUGCUCUUGUGAUCUCAGUGCGCCCCGACGUGCUGCCUAAGGCCAACGCAGUGUCCCUUGGACGUCUCGCGCAAUUCCUGAAGGCCUGCGCAGCCUUGGGCGUCAACCAGGUUUCCCUCUUCACCCCACCAGACCUGCUGCCGGAGCCCAGCAACCCGCCUGCUGUGCUCCGCUGCUUGCAGGCCAGGACCGGCCAGGGCGGGACCGCAAGCGUGUCGAUGUAG